Messenger RNA from Dentiscutata erythropus, 369 nucleotides. The record is from the annotation of a GenBank genome assembly. Lineage: Eukaryota; Fungi; Glomeromycota; Glomeromycetes; Diversisporales; Gigasporaceae.
GUGCUUGAGAACUAUUAUCAGAUGAAAAAUUUUAUUGAGUUAGGUUUUUCUCAAGCAUCUCCCUCUAUGUGGAGAAUCAAUUACAGAUUUCAUCUUCGUUCAGUUGUGAGUGUCGUCAAAGAUUCUUUAACAAUUCUCAUAACUGUUUUUGGAUUUUCGCUAUUCGUUUUAAGCAACACUCAAACUGAACAAGAUGAGAUAGCAUGUAAAGCUCUAGCAAUUUAUUUCGUAUACGUUAUAAUAAUUGUUGGUGCAAUUUCGAUCGCUUUAUUGAUUUAUUUUGUCAUAAUUAUUGCUGCUUAUGCCGCAAAGCGUAAAGCUAAAGAAGAAGCUGCCUUAGCAUCUGAAACAUCUGGUACAACGAGGUGA